AUGGGAGACAUACCGGCCUAUGAAUAUACACCUCUGGCAACGGGAAGCCAGAUACGCUUGCUCAAAUUGCUCCCUGGUGCCCACUUCGCUGAUAUCGAGGUGCAAAUAUUUACGUCGGAUCUACACUCAUCAGAAUGCGAGGCAGCAACGCAGAACACGCCCAACGAUGAGACCGAGAGACUGGACCCAGCCAGAAACGAGUCGACGGACAAGUCAAAACCACCAGAAUCACCCAACAGGAUACAGAGCGAGGGAGAUGAGAACAAGAACACUGCUGGAGAGGUUUUGGGAGAUGAGUCGACAGAUGGAGACACCCACAAUGUCAAGUCAGCGGGUCCGGACACCUCCGAGCCCAGGCCCGUGAAGUCCAAGGGCCCUAUGCAUGAGUAUGACGCUCUAUCAUACACUUGGGGCACAAAGACCAACAAAACCGCCAUCCUCGUCAAAGGGGAUGAGGCCGACGACACAAAAUCUUUCCUGGUUACCCGGAACCUCGCUAUUGCGCUUCGGUAUUUGCGACACACGGAAAACGCUAAAAUCCUCUGGAUCGAUGCUCUGUGUAUCAACCAAACAGACGACGAAGAGAAGUCCCGCCAAGUGUCCAUGAUGACCCAGAUCUACAGGAAUGCAACCCAGGUCAAGGUUUGGUUGGGACCGGCGGCUGACGACAGCGACAUGGCUAUGAAGCAACUGAAGACCAAGAACAGCACCAUAGACUCAAUAACCGCGGAAAACCGUCAGCUCCGCCGGGCUCUCGAAAGCCUUGCUCGACGUGAAUACUGGACACGAGUGUGGGUUGUGCAGGAAAUAUUUGUCGGAUCCGAGGUUAAGAUCAUCUGUGGCACCUCCGAGGCCGACUGGAACUCUGCAGUAGAAGCAUUCGACUCACUCCUGGACGCACGCAAGGAGCUACUCGAGCCAUACGUGCCACUUCCGCCACCACGCAUUCUUGAUCCAAGCAGGGUAAAUUUGUCAGAUAAGACGUUGCGCUUGGAUACCCGCCCCUUGACGACGAUCAGCACUCUUGACUUCAACCGAUGGUCAUCUAUAGACAGGAGAGGACCGGAUUGGUUGCUCGAAAUGUUGCUAAACCUUCGUCAUCUCGGGGCCACGGAUCCAAGGGACAAGAUUUUCAGUAUGCUCGGUCUUCUACCGCCACAAGCCGUCCUCAGCGGCAAAGGAUACCAUCUCCGCGUGGAUUAUGGACAAAGCUUCCUAGACGUGUCAAUACAAUUCCUCAAGUAUUGCAUCUUUGCUCCACGUCAAAAAAUCGAAUAUCAUUGGUUUCGUCGGUUACGGCAAAUGGGAACAUUGAACGUCAUUUGCGCAAGCCAACCGGAUGGUGACCCGACGUUUCCGACCUGGCUCCCUGAUUUCUCCAGAGACAAUGGAAUGUAUCGUUGGCCCCGCCUCGAGGAUCUAGGUGGAUUCUUGCCAGCCAACCCCGAAAUCUCCCUUGACAGCCGCAUACUUUCUGUUCGUGCUGUCAAAAUCGCAGACGUCGUGGCAGCAACCGGCAGCAAGGAUGAUUGCCUGGCAACCGACGACCUGAGCCUCCUUGCUCGCUUGCAGCAAUCCAUCGAGCAGUUUUCAAAUUAUUUUUCGUUUAAGCAGUCGAGACAGUUUUGGUUUACUCUCGUUCUCGGCGAUUACCAGGGAAAAUUGCUCUGCGAGUAUAUUUCCCAUACCACUGACAGCUUCGAGCAAGCGCUGAAUACAAUCGUGUCCAACGUACUUUCCGAGGACGGGAGUUCCACCUCGGACGAAUGGUUUACGUCUUCCCGCACAUUUCUAGAUGCUUUCAGACGGCUAGCGUAUCGCAGGCGCUUCGCAAUCUUGAAAAUGCCAACGGACCUGCAACCGAAAUGGGGGGCAACAAGCCAAUUGGAAGGCUCUAAUGGAGUUCUGGCGAUGGUCCCCCAGGAUGGAAGAGUAGGCGACGAACUAUACCGGCUCGGAGACUGCGACUAUCUGGUUCUCUUACGACGUGUGGCCAACCAAGUCCCUUGUUUCAACUUUGUUGGACCGUGCUAUAUUAAGGCGCCACCAUUAUCCUGGAUAGGUGAUGUUCCGGAUGGUAGCGAGGAAUAUAUCGCAAUUUACUAG
Molecule: messenger RNA, 2106 nt
Organism: Diplodia corticola
Lineage: Eukaryota; Fungi; Ascomycota; Dothideomycetes; Botryosphaeriales; Botryosphaeriaceae
Product: het domain protein
Exons: 1
Coding region: 1-2106 (701 amino acids)
Source: RefSeq, a predicted model, not a curated record